Molecule: messenger RNA, 2526 nt
Organism: Nymphaea colorata (pocket water lily)
Lineage: Eukaryota; Viridiplantae; Streptophyta; Magnoliopsida; Nymphaeales; Nymphaeaceae
Product: replication protein A 70 kDa DNA-binding subunit A
Exons: 2
Coding region: 160-2058 (632 amino acids)
Biological process (GO): DNA replication; meiotic cell cycle; nucleotide-excision repair
Cellular component (GO): nucleus; DNA replication factor A complex
Molecular function (GO): damaged DNA binding; single-stranded telomeric DNA binding
Source: RefSeq, a predicted model, not a curated record
UCCGGACUACAAAUUCAGGCGGUGGUAUCAUUGGUCAGUAUGAACACACGACAGCCCAACAAACCCCGGAGAGGAACCGUGAUGGAACGCCUCCCUGUCUCCUGAAUCUGCCUUGUGGCUUCUCAGGAAAAUCAAAACCAGAAGAGGGAGGAGGAGGUGAUGGCGGAGAGGCUGACCCCUAACGCUAUAGGGGCCGUGAUGGCCGGUGACGUCGACCUGAAACCGCUGGUGCAGGCACUGGACAUUGUCAGGAUGAUGGCUUUCGGCGGUAAUCAGGAGCGGUACAGGGUUACAAUCUCUGACGGCGUCCGCUCCCACCACGCUGUCCUCGCCUCCCAGCUCAACGACCUCGCCAAGGGCGGCCAUCUCCGUAGAGGCUCCGUCCUUCAACUCAUCGACUACACCUGCAGCUCCGUCCAGGGUCGCAGGUUUAUCAUGGUUUUGAACAUGGAGAUCAUUUCUGUCAGUUGUGAGGUCAUUGGUCAUCCUAAACCAUUCGCAGACUCUAAAGCCAGCACAAGUGCUGAAGCUGGGACAGGAAUCAAUAAUAAGCAGACAUCUGAUGUGGCUUGUAUGCCUUCUUUGGAAAAUUCAGCCGAUGCAGUUAAACUAAAAAGUCCAACGAGUAAUCUUUGCUCAAAACCCGGUGUUCAACCUUCUUAUAGACCUCCACCAGCUUACACUAAUCGAGGUCCAAUUAUGAAGAAUGAAGCGCCUGCAAGGAUAAUUCCUGUGGCUGCCUUGAAUCCUUACCAGGGCAGGUGGGCAAUCAAGGCUAGAGUAACUGCCAAAGGCGAUAUCCGCCGCUACAACAAUGCCAGGGGAGACGGGAAGGUAUUCUCCUUUGAUCUUCUUGAUGCUGAUGGUGGUGAAAUACGGGCAACUUGUUUCAAUUCAAUUGUAGAUCGGUUUUACGAACUUAUAGAGGUCGGCAGAGUGUAUGCGUUAUCAAAGGGAAGCAUCAAACCGGCACAGAGAAAUUUUAACCAUCUUAACAAUGACUGGGAGAUUUUCUUGGAUUCAACCUCCAAGGUGGAUCGUUGUCCAGAUGAGGAUGUGUCUAUACCCCAGCAAAACUUUUCAUUUAGGCCCAUCAACGAAAUUGAGAACAUGGAGAACGCUUCAGUGGUUGAUGUCAUUGGAGUUUUGGUGUCUGUUGGUCAGUGUGUUACUAUAUUGAGAAAGAAUGGCAUGGAGACUCUAAGAAGAAUUCUCACUCUCAAGGAUAUGUCAGGUCGAAGCGUUGAGUUAACUCUCUGGGGAAACUUUUGCAACAAGGAAGGUCGAGAAAUGCAGGAUUUAUAUGACUCUGGUCUCCAUCCUGUUUUGGCUGUCAAAGCUGGUAGAGUGAACGACUUCAGUGGGAAAACAAUCGGGACAAUUUCCACCACUCAACUAUUCAUAGAUCCUGAUAUCCCAGAGUCGCAGAAGCUAAAAGAUUGGUUUGAAAGGGAAGGCAAAAAUGGUGCAUCGCAGUCUAUCUCUAGAGAUGUUAUGCCUCUUUAUCAAAAUGAAAUUCGGAAAAAUGUAUCACAAAUUAAAGAUGAAGGACUUGGAAGAAUGGGUAAGCCAGAUUGGGUGACGAUUAAAGCAGCCCUCUCUUACAUAAAGGUGGAUACGUUCUGCUACACUGCUUGUCCUUUAAUGGCGGGAGAUAGGCAAUGCAACAGAAAGGUUACAAAGACUACCGUUGGUGGGUGGCAUUGUGAAAGGUGCAAUCAAGAUUUCUUAGAAUGCGAUUACAGGUACAUUCUUCAGGCCCAAGUUCAAGAUCACACUGGCGUGACAUGGGUUACGGCCUUCCAGGAGUCAGGGGAGCAGAUACUAGGAUGUUCUGCAAAGGAACUGUACUUGUUGAAAUAUGAGAAAGAGGAUGACACUAGGUUUGGAGAGAUUAUAAAGAAUGCUCUAUUUAGACAAUAUCUAUUCAAGCUCAAAAUUAAAGAAGAGAUUUAUGGUGAUGAGCAGCAGACAAAAGCCACUGUUGUUAAAUCAGAAAAAUUAAACUUUUCUGCUGAGACUAAGCAUCUCCUGUCUUUACUUCAGAAAAAUGAAUAAUCUAUGGGCGCUUUGGCGAUUAAUAGACUGACACGAAGUCCCGAUGUUUGGUGCACAGCUGCGCAACCAGUCCGUUGUGAGGAUGAAGAACCAGUAGCCCAUCGUAAGGGAAAAGGUGGGAGGCUGAGUGUCCUGUGUUGUUUAAUUAGACAUUUUGGAGCUAUUCUGCGGGUUUUAUAGAGAGCCGCUUAAAGUGGCAUCAGUCACAUUAACAUUUGGGAGUUAGCUUUGUCGAAUCGCACUCCCAAAGAUGGAUUUAUUCUUCAGAUGGCCCUUGAGAGGGUUUGGCCGAGCAAAUUCAGAGUAAUUCCUCUGCGGCGCCAGGGGUGUACUGUACUGAUUCAAUAUUAGUCAGAAACUGCUGAAAUUUCACGAAGGCGCAACCAUUAUUUCGGGCUUUUUUUUUUUUCCAUUAUUUCUUCUUUUCACACAAUAAAAUAGGAAGACCUCUGUCGCUUGAUUUUUCAA